Molecule: messenger RNA, 402 nt
Organism: Onychomys torridus (southern grasshopper mouse)
Lineage: Eukaryota; Metazoa; Chordata; Mammalia; Rodentia; Cricetidae
Product: 60S ribosomal protein L26-like
Exons: 1
Coding region: 1-402 (133 amino acids)
Biological process (GO): ribosomal large subunit biogenesis; cytoplasmic translation
Cellular component (GO): cytosolic large ribosomal subunit
Molecular function (GO): RNA binding; structural constituent of ribosome
Source: RefSeq, a predicted model, not a curated record
AUGAAGUGCAAUCCCUCUGUGACUUCUGGCCAAUGCAAGAACCAUAAACAGCAUUGCAAUGCACCUUCUCACAUUCGGAGAAAGAUCAUGUCUUCCCCUCUUUCCAAAGAGCAGAGGCAGAAGUACAAUGUUCGUUCUAUACCUGUUCGAGGGAUGAUGAAGUUCAGGUUGUCCAGACGCUACAAAGGCCAGCAGAUUGGCACAGUAGUCCAAAUGUACAGGAAGAAAUAUGUCAUCUACACUGAACAAAUACAUCAAGGAAAGGCUAAUGGCACAACUGUCCAUGUGCACAUCCACCCCAAAAAGGCAGCUAUCACCAGGCUAAAGCUGGACAAAGGCCACAAAAAGAUCCUGGAAAGCCAAGUCUCGACAGCAAGAAAGGAGAAGGGCAAACACGGUUGA